Molecule: messenger RNA, 3548 nt
Organism: Somion occarium
Lineage: Eukaryota; Fungi; Basidiomycota; Agaricomycetes; Polyporales; Cerrenaceae
Source: the annotation of a GenBank genome assembly
GAAGAAGUGAAUUAUCCAUUGCGUGAUCGUGGGGAGGGUCUACGGACUAUUCUGACCGUGAAAGAGGGAUCAGCAGUGCACACGCACUUGUAUAUCUUAUUCUAGUCAUUGUAUGGAUGUUAGAAAAGACGCCUAUGCAUGACGGGCGUGGAUUGCGACAAAGGCUGGCAGAUAAGGGAUCGACUGUCAUUGUCAUCCCUACCUAAUUUGGCAUAUGGUCAGCUACGGAGACUAGACAAAGGCAAGAGGGGUCAGAUUGCCUCAUAGGCAAUUACCAAACUCGGGUGGGCUGUAACAUCGUUCAUGUUCGGAUUUGUCGCUGCCCUGUAUAGUCCUCCGGAAUUAAUCUCCAGAGAUUUGUCCACAGCACGCCAGGAUCCUGUGUCGAUCAUCAUGAGGACACCCCAGAAUAAGGACAUGCUGAAGACAUGCUGCGAGGAAUUUGGAGGAAAAGCAAAGAGACUGCGAGGAGUCGAAGGCGUCUGGUGACAUAAGCUGCCAUAAUUGGUAUGUUCGGGGCAUGCAGUUACCCCCCAGCACCGCCGCAGCCGAGAUAAGGCGAGAGUACUUAAGGACGGCCGCGUAUCCUUGGCUUUCCCCCUGCUCUGUCUUCCCUUCAUCCUCGGGGAGACUCACCUUUCUCUUCAUCCACAUCUUCACUCCUUUACAAUGCGUCGUUUACUCGUCGCUUCACUCGCUGCCGCCGGUCUUGCGGCUGCACUCGCACACGAUACUCAUAGUGACAGCAACCAACUCCGUCGUCGUAAGACACUUGGUUUUGGUCCCGCUCAUCCCCAUGCCACCUACAGGACUGCGCCUCUUUACACCACUGACAGCUUUGGUGCAGUCCGAGAGGACCCCAUUGAAGUUGCACGGAGGUUCAUCCUGGAUAUCACCAAGGACAUCGACGCUGGAAGUCAUUUCGUCAUUCGUAAGGACUCUUACACUGACAAGAACACGGGCAUCACGCACGUUUUCGCCCGCCAGUUUGUGGAAGGCGUAGAGAUCGCCGAUGGUGACAUUAAUGUCAAUGUGAAAGAUGGCGUGAUUCUAUCUUACGGUGACUCAUUCCACAGAGGUCCCCUGGGUGACCCUUUUAGCCUCACCAGUGAACGACUGGACGUGCACUCUGAAUACUGCAAUCAACUUGCCGCAGAGAUGCAGUCUCGCGUCCAUCGUAUUCAACAUCAGCUCUUCGGCGAGCAAACACCAAUGCGUGAUGUGCUCGAUCGUGAGCAGCAAGGCUUUGAAACACUCUUCGAGUUGCGUGAAUGGAACUGUGCUCACGUCGAUACUCCUUACAAGAUGUCGGUUGAGGGCAAGUUCUCCGCUUCCUCUGAGGAGGCUUUCGCUGGACAGGCUCUUCUGCAGUUCAUGAUCGCUGCCACCCCCAACUCGGGUUUGGCAGAGUCUAUGGCGCAACGUCCAUCAGAUUAUCUUAACAAGAUGACGUUCAGCUAUGUGCAUGAUCUCACUGGCGAGAGUGUCACACCCGCUUUUAUCAUCGACAACGUACCCGAUGCGGUCAGCCCAGUAAAGGCCAAGAUGGUGCUCGUGCAAGUGCCCAGUGGUCACGCAACCACACUUGAAGCUGUUUGGAGGUUUGAGGUGGAGAUGCAAGAUAACUGGUACGAGGCUGCCGUUACGGUAACGGAGCCUCAUCGCAUCGUCUCCGUUGUUGACUGGGCGUCCGACUCUCCGAUUCCUACCGAACCUUCCGAACCCAAGACCGCAACCUACAAUGUCUUCGCGUGGGGCGUCAAUGAUCCAUCCGUCGGAAAUCGUUCAGUCCAGAAGGAGAACUUCGACCAUCUGGCUAGUCCUAUCGGCUGGCAUUCGUUACCUACCUACAAUGAUCCGGCGACAACGUCAUCUCACAGCAAGGUGUUUAGGAACACCACCGAUACCUGGGGCAACAAUGUUUUCGCCCAUGAGAAUUGGGAGGGUAGGAAUGCUUGGGUAACGAACUACCGACCCGACGCGGGCGAGAGCUUGAACUUCAACUUUACCUAUCACCCGAAAGAGACAAAUCGAACUGAUUCUAUGGACGAGGCAAAGAAGUACAUCAACACGACCAUCACACAGUUGUUCUACACUGGCAAUAUGAUCCACGAUUUGUACUACCGUUACGGUUUCGACGAAGUUUCGGGCAACUUCCAGCAACACAACUUCGGUCGCGGUGGUGAGGAGGGUGAUGCUGUCAUCAUGAACGCUCAGGACGGCAGCGGAUUCAACAAUGCCAACUUCAUGACACCGCCUGAUGGUCAGAAUGGUCGCUGCAGGAUGUACCUUUGGAACACUGCCAAUCCUUACCGCGAUGGUGAUCUCGAGGCUGGCAUCGUCAUCCACGAGUACAGUCAUGGUCUGAGCACCCGGUUGACUGGUGGUCCCGCUAACUCUGGAUGUCUCGGUUGGGGCGAAUCCGGUGGUAUGGGUGAAGGUUGGGGAGACUUCCUGGCUACCACCGUCCGUAGCAACAAGAACUACUCCGAUUAUGCCAUGGGUGCUUGGGCCGCAAACCGAGAGACUGGUAUCCGCAACUACGUAUACUCCUUGAAUGAGACCGUCAAUCCGUCUACCUACAAGACCCUCGAUAAGCCUGGCUACUGGGGUGUCCACGCCAUUGGUGAAGUUUGGGCUCAGAUCCUCUGGGUUGUCUCGCAGCGCCUCAUCCAGAAGCACGGUUUCAUUGACUCGCUUUACCCGCCUCUUCCCGAUGCGGACGGUACCGUUCCCGAAGGCGACUUCUACCGUACUCAGGAGUAUACUUCGUCUGGUGAGAAGAAGCCUCUGGUACCCAAGCACGGCAACUCUUUGAUCUUCCAGUACACUCGUUAUCAAUGGCAUGAAGCUCCAACCCUGCCGACCUUCGUUCUUCGACGCUCGUGACGCUAUUAUAGCAGCUGACCAGGCUUUGACUGGUGGCGAGAACUUCUGCGAUCUCUGGACUGGCUUCGCCUCCCGUGGACUUGGACCUGAUGCUCGUGUUGAUGGCAGGACGCCAUGGGGUGGAGGAGUUCGCACUGACGACUAUGCCGUUCCCAAGGCUUGUAAAUCACAGGAUGAGCCUGUACCUGAGCCAGAGCCUAAACCUACCCCUCCAGGGGAUGGAGACGACGACGACGACGAUGAUGAUGACGACGAUGAUUUCCCUUGGUUUUGGUAGAGCAUCUGGCCCAUUUUUACCUUCAAUCGCACUUUGGGUCGGUUGGUUCUCGUUGUAAUAUAGACGUCUUAUCUUGAUUUCUUGUGUACUUUUACGUUGGACCGCUUGGACAUAGCAUAUGCAUCGUUUUACUAGAGUGUUAAAUGUCGGAAAAAGUUAUCUGCAGUUAUGAUUUAGAUAAUGACAACUUACAACCUCAUUUGUGACCGAGGUUGUAAGCUAUUGCAACGGCAAUCACAAGCAAUUAUUUGCUCGUAAUGAGCUUGUAACCGGUUAUAACCUCAACUCAACUAAGGGAGACUUGUUGUAGCGCCUUAUAGCUAAUAUUUUAUUUUUCCGACGUUUUUUGGCUGCCUGAAGCACCGUUAAUUGAGUUUGCCAU